CUAGAUCUGAGAUCAGAACUUCACCUGGAUCCAAUUUCUGGAGCUCUUUGCUAUAAGGGAUAUAACCCCUCGUUACCCAACAACCAUGUCUUAUGAUCCCUUGAGUCCAAUCCAAAGCCAGCCAAGAAGACAAGAAAACACUUAUGUACAAAAAGAGUCCCACAAAAGAGAAUUGGUGGCCCGGUCUGGACUUCAGUGUCUGGCUGAUGUGGAGGAGGUUGUUUUGAAGAGGAAUGUUUUUUCUACCAGAAGUGGGAAGGCUCUGUUCGGUUUAUAUAUGGGGAGCAUGCAACGUGGACCAGACUUGUGCUUCAGAGACCCUAAUAGAAAAGACCUGGCUGCGCUUUAUCUACUGCUUCGCGAAGACCGAGGCAAAGCUGGAACUUACCUGAGAGUUGUCACUCCUUCUGACAAUACUAUUGGAUAUGUGAACAGUGAGUACAGUCCGAAGAUAAUGAAUAUCUCCAUCCUGAUGGCGAACAAUGAUCUUGUGUUCACUUCACGGCUGCCCAAAGGGUCAAAACUGCCAAAAGCAAUUCAGAUAUUCAGUAUAAACCAGUCCCGUCUGGUGGCUGAAAUAAAGCUGAAAGAACAAAAAUUUUCUCAAGUUGUCUUCCACUUUUUGUCAGAAAUGGACGUAACCCUGAAAAUGUUGGUAUUAGCUGCAUUCUUGUACAUGAAUUUCCAAGCGGAAACAAUGAACCAAACCAUCUCACUGCAUGUGGAUUUCAGGAAGAUCUUUAUUAAAAUAUUUGAUGAGAUUCUGGAAAAUGAAGACAUCUGCUCUGAUAAUAAUGAUUGUGUUGAUACAGAUUGUGGAGACAAUAGACUUCAUUGCAAAGCAGUCUCUGGACUUAAUAUAAGUCAUAAGGAACCAAAAUUUAGUAAUAACAAGAGUAGGGAUGAUGACUGUUGUGGCUGUAGUUGUUAUGGUAUCUGUUGUUGUGAUAGUGAUUGUGAUGAUUCCGAUGAUUGCGAUUGUAAUGUUGAUAUCUGUUGUGGUGACUGGUGACCUGUGGUGAUCUUUUUUUGAUGGGCCAGUUUGUGUGGCUGUGAUGACACUAGUUGUGAUUGUUAUGAUGCAUGAGGUACUUGUGAUGGCCUGUUCAUUUCCUGAUGGCCCAGAUUGUAAAGUUGUUGUAGUUUUGAUGAUAUCUGUUGUGAUUGUGAUGAUGAUACCUCUUAAAGUUGUCCUGACACCUGUUGAGGUUGUGAUGACCUGUUCUAUUCCUGAUGGCCCAGAUUGUGAGGUUGUGAUGACCCAGAUUGUGAGAUUGUGAGGUUGUGAUUGAUGUUUCAAUGAUCCUUUACUGAUUUUGAUCCUAUGUGUUGUAGUCGUGAUUAUCUCUACUGUUUCUGAUGGCCCAGAUUGUAAAAUACUGAAAUGUGUUAAUAUCAAGUUUUCUUGUUGCUUUAUUAAAAUAUGUUUUAAUGAAUUAUUUUCCUGAAUAUUGGUUGUAGUUAGUUAAGGUUGGAAUAUAACAAAAGUCAAUCAAGUCCAACCUGUAAUCCUGCUAUAUUGAUCCACGAACAAAUCCCUGGAUCAAUGUCCAUCUUCCUUUUAAAAAGGGGUUGUGCCAAAGUG
Bufo bufo (common toad) is the source of this 1585-nucleotide messenger RNA. RefSeq lists its product as uncharacterized. NCBI's taxonomy places the organism in Eukaryota, Metazoa, Chordata, Amphibia, Anura, Bufonidae. The coding region runs from base 86 to 1012 and encodes 308 amino acids. The transcript is spliced from 8 exons. The record is from RefSeq and is a predicted model, not a curated record.